CUUGGACGCAGAAAGGAUAUAGGUGAUGGGAUUGGGGUUCUGUACCAGCAUUCGUGCGUAAUUACAUCCAAGAUUUCCCGUCCACGACAAAUGGUGUUCCUCAAGUGUUCCUGUUAUCGGUGUGUGCCCACUCGCUGCUGUCAGACGCUGGUAAUGCGGAGCGUGAGGAAAAGCCAGUAUCUUCGCACUUUGCUUACUGAGUUUUACCCUGCGUGAGCAUGUCGGAUGCGAUGGUCCUGGAGCCUGCAGACUUAGCCUAAUGCCGAGGUAGAUUACCCACGUGACCUUAUCGAUAGUACGCAAAACGUCAUCUCUCGGAUUGGUCACGGACUGCAUGUCUCUAACACCGACGCAAUUACUUCUACGCUGCUUCCUAAUGAGCUUGCUCGCCUAUUGUAUCAGGCAAUCUACAAUUAGAAUCUCUGCUCGAUCCAUUGCCAAAGUAGAUUGCGCCCCGACUGCAUCCCGCGCCAUGCAUAUCCAAUCGAUUCCCAUGUGGGAAGGGACGGGCAACAACUACGCCUACCUUGUGACCGAUGACAAGUCUAAGGAAUCAGUUAUCAUUGACCCUGCAAACCCGCCUGAAGUCCUGCCCGUGUUGAAAGAGAAGAUUGCCAGUAGCGCGAUCAAGCUUUCGAAGAUAAUAAACACUCACCACCACCAUGACCACGCAGGAGGUAACUCUGAGAUCCUCAAGCACUACAAGCUCCCAAUCAUUGGUGGAAAGGACUGCACCCAAGUGUCGGAGACUCCAGCACACAAGUCGCAGUUCACGAUAGGCGAGAGCAUCAAGGUGACUGCGCUUCACACACCAUGCCACACCCAGGACAGCAUUUGUUUCUACUUCGAGGACGGAACUGACCGUGCUGUGUUCACCGGCGAUACUCUCUUCAUCGGUGGUUGCGGUCGCUUCUUCGAGGGCAAUGCAACUGAGAUGCACAAAGCGUUGAACGAGGUCCUCGCAGCUCUUCCAGACGACACCAAGGUCUACCCAGGGCAUGAGUACACAAAGGGCAACGUGCGAUUUGCCAAGAAGGUGUUGGACAAUGAGGCCAUCCGAAAGCUUGACGAGUACUCCCAGGCAAACAAGGAGACCCAAGGCAAAUUCACCAUUGGCGAUGAGAAGCAACACAAUGUCUUUAUGCGCGUGAACGAUCCCGACAUUCAAAAACUCGUCGGCAAAGGCGAACCGGUUGAAGUGAUGAAGAUGCUCCGCGAGAUGAAAGAUCGGUCUUGAGGAAUUAAUAGGCACGGCCUUGCUCGGUUUCGCAUGCAGUAAUAGAAAUUUUAAUGUGAAAAGCGGACUUUCACUGAC
This is a messenger RNA of Paraphaeosphaeria sporulosa, 1315 nucleotides long. Its product is annotated as hydroxyacylglutathione hydrolase. Gene Ontology annotation, molecular function: hydroxyacylglutathione hydrolase activity. Lineage: Eukaryota; Fungi; Ascomycota; Dothideomycetes; Pleosporales; Didymosphaeriaceae. The transcript is spliced from 7 exons. Bases 335 to 1237 code for a protein of 300 amino acids. The record is from RefSeq and is a predicted model, not a curated record.